Molecule: messenger RNA, 3067 nt
Organism: Prinia subflava (tawny-flanked prinia)
Lineage: Eukaryota; Metazoa; Chordata; Aves; Passeriformes; Cisticolidae
Product: protein kinase C-binding protein NELL1-like
Exons: 10
Coding region: 1-1200 (399 amino acids)
Biological process (GO): positive regulation of ossification; regulation of osteoblast differentiation
Cellular component (GO): cytoplasm
Molecular function (GO): calcium ion binding; protein kinase C binding; heparin binding
Source: RefSeq, a predicted model, not a curated record
AUGGGGAGCCGCUGCUGCCAGGAGUGCCAGGCCAAGUGUAUCUUUGGAGGAAAGGUGCUGGCAGAAGGUCAGCAAGUGCUCACCAAGAGCUGCAGGGAAUGUCGAAAUGGAGUUUUAGUAAAAGUUACAGAGACCUGUCCCCCGCUGAACUGCUCAGAAGAUCAGGUUCUUCCAGAGAACCAGUGCUGCAGGGUUUGUAGAGGCCAUGACUUCUGUGCAGAGGGCCACAGGUGUGGUGACAAUUCCGAGUGCAGGAACGGGGACACCAAAGCCACCUGUGAGUGCAGGAGCGGCUUCCUCUCUGUGCCAGGGGACCCUGCAGGCUGUGAAGACAUUGAUGAGUGUGCUGCCCAGCUGCACUACUGCCACGCCAACACCGUGUGCGUGAACCUGCCCGGCUCCUACCGCUGCGACUGCGCUGCAGGCCACGUCCGCGUGGACGACUUCUCCUGCACAGCACUGUGUGAAGAAGGGUGCAGGAAUGGAGGAACUUGUGUAGCUCCUAACAAAUGUCUCUGCCCUUCUGGAUUCACUGGCAGUCACUGUGAGAAAGAUCUCGAUGAGUGUGCCUUAAAGACCCACAGCUGCUGGAAUGACUCAGCCUGUGUGAACCUGGCAGGAGGCUUUGAGUGCCUCUGCCCCCCCACGCCCUCCUGCACUGGAGACUGUCCCCACGAAGGUGGCCUCAAGCGGAACGGGCAGGUGUGGACCCUGCGGGAGGACAGGUGCUCCGUGUGCUCCUGCCAGGACGGGAGGAUCUUCUGCCGGAGGACGGCCUGCGACUGCCGCAGCCCCGGCGCUGACCUCUUGUGCUGCCCCGAGUGCGACAGCCGCGCCACCAGCCAGUGCCGGGGCCAGAGCGGGCAGAGGCUCUACCGCAGCGGGGACACCUGGAGCCACGGCUGCCAGCGCUGCCGCUGCCUGGAAGGAGAGGUGGAUUGCCGGCCUCUGGAGUGCCCGCCCCUGGACUGCGAGUACACGGCCAUCUCCGAAGGAGAGUGCUGUCCCCACUGUGUCAGUGACCCCUGCCUGGCUGACAACAUCACCUAUGACAUCAGGAAAACCUGUCCAGAUGGCUUUGGCAUCACGAGGCGCAGCGGGGCUGUGUGGACCAUGGUGGGAUCUCCUUGUACAACCUGCAAGUGCAAGAACGGGAGCGUCUGCUGCUCGGUGGAUGUGGAGUGUCUCAGCAAUAACUGAGCCAGGCUGCCUUGCAGGGAGGAGCUGCUGAGCUGCACCCAGGGGAGGCCGUGGGCCCUGCGGUGGGCACAGCAGACAGUCCCCAACGCCCUGCCCCAGGAGGGGCUUUGGAGCUGCCUUUGGCACCCGGCACUGCCCCGUCCUCGCUGCCCUUGGCCAGGGCCCCCUGGAGCAGCGCACAGGAACCAGGAGCUGCUGCAGUGUGCAGUGCUGUAAAUCACACACCUUUCCUGUCCAGAGACUGCAAAUAUGUGUAAAUUAUUCCAUGGGUACACUGAUGCUGUAUUUUUGUUUUACUCUGUGUAUUGACGACAUGGAUAGAAUUCAGCUCCUCUUCCUUUGGAUCUAGAUUUUACAGAUGAGACAGCCCGUCGUGAUUUUGUCCCAUGAUGUCACACACUUGGUUCCAAGGUCCCUGUUAGCUGUAUUUAUGAAAAUAUGUAUGUAUGUACAGUCAGAUUGCAUAGUACCUCUAUUUCACAGCUGUCCAGCAUUUUAAAGCAUUCAAAGGUAUGGAUGGAAUGAAAGUAAUCAAAAUAAGUCCGUCUGAAACUGUAAAAUUAAAUGCCAUGAACUGAAGGAAAUGGCAGAAUGAGCACUUUCUUCUCCAAACAUGCAGAGCAGCAACGAGACCUCUGCAGUGAGAAAUGGAACUAAAACUGCAUCCCACUGCCAAUCCAACACAUAUUCAAGAAGGAAUCACCUUUAUUAUGUUCUGUUGAGUAUAAUUCCUCUGGAUUGUACAGUGCUAGAACAGUCAGAGACCCUUAAGAUGAUCUAGUUUGAGUUGGGCAUAGUUUAAGUUAAGUAUAUUUAAGUUGAGUAGGUUAGAAUUUGCUUGCAUUUGUAGCAUCCCUGAUGAGUUCAGGAUUUUUCCUCUUCUGUGUUUGCAGUGCUGAUGGUGUCUGUCAUCCUCUGUCACUGCUGCCACAGUGACAAAGAGCAGAGCCCCUGUUCCAGCCACACGCAGGGCAGGGACCUGAAUGCUUGGAAAUUCCAUUACCAACAGCUCAGAAACAGAUUUUAUCCUUCCACAUUUUAUGACAUUCAAAAAUACUUAAAUGUGCUGUGUUGUUGAGGACCUAAGUUUAGACAGGGAUUUAAAUCAAGACUCUUUGCCCCGUAUGGAGGUUAGAGCUUAGAUUCUCUCAGCUAAUGUGGAUUUUCCAUGAGGCUGGAAAGAUUGUGGCAUUAGAACAGGAAUGUAUUUCUAUGGCGAUGCAUCUACAGCUUAAAUGUCACAUUUUUAAUGUGCUGUUGUGUUUUGUUCUGCUCAUUUGUGCACUGUUUUUGAGUUUUCCUUUUGUUUAUUUAAUUAAAGACACUGGAUAUAUGGAAAAGAUUGCAGAAAUAAGUAUAGUGGCUGCAGUUUGGAAAGUCUCCAUUUGUGACUUCUUCAUAGUUUCAUGCAGAAAAUGUGAAACUGAUUAAUAAGAAAGAAGUGUGACUCUACAGUGAAAACAUGAGUUGUCUUUUAAAUGAAGCACUAUUAUAAGGGGACGGUGGAAAAGAAUGUAAAAUCACUUUUGGUCACUCAGAUAACUUUAUUCCAGUUUUUGAAACAAGGUUUGCUUUAGUUAACAGCUUUGUGUGGUAAAGUUAAGUUUAUUUUCUUAAAAUGCCCCAUCAUUUUCAGCUGAUAAUGUAUUGACUCUACUUGCAUUGCCCUGAUGACUGUACAGUAAGGGAAAGAGUUGUGUUUUAUAUGAUACUCACAGGAUGUUUGUAAAUCAUGAUGUCAGUUCAUUUUGUAUCUCCCAUUGUCAAACCCAAUGGUAAUUCAGCUGGCUAAGACACCCAGUGGGCUGAGAUAUGAAGGGGAAUGAUUGAAAAUUUGUGGGCAUCUCAAUAAACUCCUGUGUACAGA